GAGGCGUCUAUCGGCGGUGUCGUGUUAAGGUCACUCGCUGGCUGCCUGAAUUCCCCUCUUUGUGUUUACACAUCCGGGUUUCCCUGUUUGCAGCCCAUUCCCCAUUUAGAAGCCAUUUUGGACACAGAUCAGUAACAUGCAUGUAAACCCCGACCGACCUCCCGACGCGGCCGCGCUACUAUUCCGCUGAAGAAGCCCGCAAAACGGCGCUCGGUGCCCCCGCUGCUCGCCUCGGACGCCCGCGAACGGCUUUCUGGACCCCGCUUCGGACCGAAAUGCGGCUCCGGCUCGCGGACUGACACCAAUUUAGCCGCCGCCGUUUCUUUUCUCCUCGCAACAUUGUUGCAGCGCCGCGGCUGUUGACACGCGCCGCGGCGGCGGCGGUGCUGGUGGUGGUGGUGCUGCUGGUGGAGGAGGAGGUGGUGGAGGAGGUGGAGGCUGCUGGAGGGACCGGAGGCCUGCGGUCCUGAGCGAGCCUCGAGCCCCCGGGACUCAUGCGCUGGACGCCCGCAGCCUUUUUUUAAUGUUCGCGACGGAAAGCGGGGGGAAAUCUCUGUCCGGUAUUCAGAGCGGAACAUGUCUUUUUCAUGGCUGACUUGUUCACUUCUUCUGGGAACUUUAUGCGCAGGGUACAGUCUCGGCGAGGCGGAGACCCGGGAGUGUGUGUACUACAAUGACAACUGGCGUACGGAGAGGACCAACCAGAGCGGCUUCGAGCGCUGCGAGGGGGAGAAGGACAAGCGACUGCACUGUUACGCCUCCUGGCUCAACUCCUCAGGGACCAUCAAGCUGGUGAAGAAAGGCUGCUGGCUGGACGACUUCAACUGCUACGACAGGCAAGAAUGCGUCUCCAUGGAGGAAAACCCUCAGGUCUUCUUCUGCUGCUGCGAGGAGAACUACUGCAACGAACGAUUCACCCACCUUCCUGAUCUGAUCGGCACCCGAGUGAAAAUCCGGCCUCCGCCCAGAGUGCCGUCCCUGCUCAACGUGCUGGUGUACUCGCUGCUGCCGCUCUGCGUGCUGUCCCUGGCCCUGGUGCUGGCCUUGUGGAUGUACCGGCACAGGAAGCCUCCGUACGGCCACGUUGACCUGAGCGAGGAUCCUGGUCCGACUCCCCCGUCCCCUUUAGUGGGUCUGAAGCCACUCCAGCUGCUGGAAAUCAAGGCCAGGGGACGCUUUGGUUGCGUUUGGAAAGCCCAGUUAAUGAGCGAAUAUGUCGCUGUCAAGAUCUUCCCUGUUCAGGAUAAGCAGUCGUGGCAGAACGAGCGAGACAUAUUCAUGACUCCGGGGAUGAGACACGAGAACAUUCUGCGCUACAUCGCCGCAGAGAAACACGGAACCAACCUGGAAACGGAGCUGUGGCUCAUCACGGAGUUCCACGAGCGGGGCUCCCUCACAGACCACCUGAAGGGUAACACUGUGACCUGGACUGAGCUGUGUCACCUAGCAGAGACCAUGUCCCGCGGCCUGGCCUACCUCCAUGAGGACAUUCCCAGCUACAAGGGAGAGGGGCCCAAGCCGACUAUUGCACACAGGGACUUCAAGAGUAAGAAUGUGAUGCUCCGAGAUGAUUUGACUGCAGUCAUUGGGGACUUUGGGCUUGCUGUGAGAUUCGAACCAGGAAAACCUCCGGGUGACACUCACGGUCAGGUGGGUACGAGGCGGUACAUGGCUCCAGAGGUGCUAGAGGGAGCCAUCAACUUUCAGCGGGACUCCUUCCUGAGGAUAGACAUGUACGCCAUGGGCCUGGUGCUGUGGGAGCUGGUGUCCCGCUGCUCGGAGAACGACGGUACAGUCGGUGAGUACAUGCUGCCGUUCGAGGAUGAAAUCGGCCAGCAUCCCUCCCUGGAGGAUCUGCAGGAUGUGGUCGUCCACAAGAAGAUGCGUCCAGCCAUCAAGGACUCCUGGCUCAAGCAUCCUGGCCUGAGCCAGAUGUGCGAGACCAUCGAGGAAUGCUGGGAUCACGACGCCGAGGCGCGGCUGUCGGCCGGCUGCGUGGAGGAGCGCAUCAGCCAGAUCGCCAGGACGAUAAGCAGCACUACCUCAGACAGCCCCGUGUCCAUCGUGACGUCUCUCAUCAACGAGGACCUACCUCCCAAAGAGUCCAGCACCUGAGCGGGCGGCGCCACCCCUUCACCCGAGCUCCCCCACAUUUUCCUUUCUUCAAAUCCAAACUCAGUGGAUCUCCGUGAAUAUUUAAAAAGACACACAUGAACAUCCAGCAACUUUAAUGCAGCUGCUAUUUUAUCCCAAUACUGGUAUUUCUUUCUCUUUUCUUUGGUUUUUAAUGUUCUUUACUAACUCAUCCAUCUGCUGUAGUGAAAGUAGUAAUAAGCUAUGUGAUGGGCACAUCUGAUAGCACCCAUGUGUCAAAUCCUAAAGUCCUCAUUACCUCAUGUAUUUUCUUUCGUGUUUAGUCUUUUUUUUUUUUUUUUUAAUUACCUCAUGAGUUUUUUUGUUUUUUUUUUUUUUUUCCUGUCGUGGUCAUGAUCGUCUGUGGCCAAAUGAACCUGUUUUUUGCUCCAAACCUCAGACGACGUGCUGCACACCUCGGAGGAACCAUUUUGAGACUGUUAAA
Messenger RNA from Salarias fasciatus (jewelled blenny), 2578 nucleotides. Its product is annotated as activin receptor type-2B-like. NCBI's taxonomy places the organism in Eukaryota, Metazoa, Chordata, Actinopteri, Blenniiformes, Blenniidae. The transcript has 11 exons. Bases 577 to 2115 code for a protein of 512 amino acids. The record is from RefSeq and is a predicted model, not a curated record. Gene Ontology annotation, biological process: protein phosphorylation; cellular response to growth factor stimulus; activin receptor signaling pathway. Gene Ontology annotation, cellular component: activin receptor complex; plasma membrane. Gene Ontology annotation, molecular function: activin binding; ATP binding; activin receptor activity.